Caenorhabditis bovis is the source of this 1791-nucleotide messenger RNA. Lineage: Eukaryota; Metazoa; Nematoda; Chromadorea; Rhabditida; Rhabditidae. The record is from the annotation of a GenBank genome assembly.
AUGGACAUUUGUGGUCCGAUGAUGGUGAAAUCGUCUUUCGGACAACUGCAGACAACCUCGUCGUCGUCAGCCGCUACCAUAAUGCAGCCGACGUCGUUUUUUCCAAGCACCUCGGCGACGUCGAUUCUCAUGGAAUCGGUGCUCGCCGCCCAACGACGACUCACCGAUAACGGCAACGAUGGUGUCGAGACGAAGAUGGAGAUCGCGACGCCGCGCGAUUCGCCGGUGAAUUGCUUCAAGAUGAAAAACGGUUGGGAGCGAACACAAUCGAACGUCUCAUUCUUCCAUCCGUACAUGUCGUCGUCAUCGGCGACGACGUCGACGCCAUCGCCGACCGACACGAUAGCGGCGGCGGCGAUCAGCAUCGUCACCUCGUCGCCGCCGUCGCCCAACUACUACCACCAUCAACCACAUCACCAUCAACCACCGCCACCGCCAAUGGUGUCGUCGUCCACGCCAACUAUGGCGCCACAGCAGCAGCAGCAGCAGUGUGCCAAAAAUGAUCAAAUGAAGGCAAAUUUUGAGAGUGUUGAUUACCAAUUCGAUUCGUCGCCGGCGUCUUGCUGGCCGAUGCCGCGUCGAGGCGAGCGUUGCGUCGGCUGCGGCAGCUCGACGGCGAUCCGCGUCCACUACGGCGCCAGCUCGUGCCACGGCUGCAAGGCCUUCUUCCGGCGAUCCGUCUUCGAGGGACGCGUCUACAUGUGCUCGGCGGAGAACAAUUGCGACAUCACGAAUGAAUCGCGGAAUCGAUGUCGCGCGUGUCGCCUACGGAAUUGCCUCGACGGCGGCAUGAAUCCGAAGCACGUGCGCGAGGAGCGAAGCAAAAUCGAGCGGAUGCCGUCGAGCGCGAGUUGCGCGACGACGGCGGUGUCGGCGAACGGGAUGCACGCGACGGUCGGCGCCGAUGCGACGACGUCGUCAUCGGAAGCCGAAGGCGUCGAGCGAAAACCGAUUCAAGAGCAUCAACUCACAUUGUUCAUGUGCGCUCUGGAGAAGCAGACGGAGAUGUUGACCGACGACGAUGUUCGCAAUAACGAUUUGAUGGGCGCGUGGAGUCGAGACAUCACAUUGAGCUUCGGAUUGCACAAUCCGCAAAUGGUGAUCAAACGAUUGCCGCUCGUCUACACUUGCGACAAAAUCAUGGAAGCCAACGAUCUCUACUUCUCCUGGUAUCGAUCGUUCGUGUUCUGCGCCGAUUGGGCGAUGGGCAUUCCCGAUUUUCGCAUUCUACCGCUUCCCGAUCAGACGACGUUGUUCAAGCAGAACUUCAUGGCGUUCGGCUGGAUCAAUUUCGCCUAUAAAUGCUAUGAGAUGAACCAUCAGAAUAUUGGCAUUCCGUUGGGCAACGGCGCCUACAUUCCCUACAAUGAUGACGAGCAGAAGAAGAUGCCGGAGAGAUGGGCGACGACAUAUGGCGUCGUCUGCAAGAAGCUCGUCGAUUUGAUCGUCCGCGUCAUGAUUGAAUUGCAAAUGAGCGAAGAGGAGUACUGUCUGAUCAAGACGAUCUCGCUAUUCCAGCUAGAUUGCUUAUUGUCGCCGCACGGUGCCGCCGUGGUGAACAAGGUGCGCGAUCGGCUUCUCGAGGCGCUCUCGAUUCACAUCGAAUGCAAAUUUCCGCAUUUGUCGCCGCUCGAGCGAUCGACGAGGGCGAUGAAGUUGACGCUGAUGCUUCCAAGCUUCUCGCAUAUCGGCCAAGUCGAAUCGACUCUAAUUCAACAGCUCACUGCUGCGGACCUUCACCAACUCAGCGGGGUCCCUAUGGAGAUCUGCGCGGCGCAGCAAACCCUAUAA